Messenger RNA from Ahaetulla prasina, 4434 nucleotides. RefSeq names its product acetylserotonin O-methyltransferase-like. Gene Ontology annotation, molecular function: acetylserotonin O-methyltransferase activity. The record is from RefSeq and is a predicted model, not a curated record. Gene Ontology annotation, biological process: methylation; melatonin biosynthetic process. The transcript is spliced from 9 exons. Bases 498 to 1535 code for a protein of 345 amino acids. Lineage: Eukaryota; Metazoa; Chordata; Lepidosauria; Squamata; Colubridae.
GCAAGACUUGGACGAGGAGGUGGUUGGGGAGGAACUUGGGCCAGUCUGGGGAAGGCUCUGAUGAAUGCUCUGCAUAAGAAGCAGAGAUAGAGCCAGGGCUCUCUGACAUUUCCUAGCUGCCUUUUAAGUUGGAGAUAAAUGGAGAAGGACAGCUGGGGCAGAUGCACGUAUGCACAGAGCUGUCUGGAGAGGAGAACAGCUGAGGAACAGGAGCUGACUCAGGAAGAAAGGCACACAUGGAUGCUGAAUGGCCCCUCUCUGGCAGGGGAAAAAAAUAGAAGCAAAAGGGGAGUAGUGGUUGCAGGAGACAACAGUUUGUAUUUCGUUGGGAAGAUUUGCAUAUUGUGGUUUAUGCCUCAGAGACUUCUUGCCAGGAAUUAAUUUACAGCUUUGCAACUGGAAGCUCUUGGCCUGGCAAUUAUCCGAGAACUGAUAAGGACUACCAAGUAUUUUGGCUGAAGGAAGGUCCUUUUGGUCAACGAGAGAAGCCAAGAACAAUGAGUUCACUAGAAGAAAUUGAAAAUAUUCAAACAUUGUUUAGCUACCAGCAGUCAUUUGUAACUUUCAAGAUAAUUUCAACUGCCAGUGAGCUGGGUGUCUUUGAUCUCCUGAGGGAAUCAGGGGAACCGCUGUCUUCCAUAACUGUUGCUGAGCGCUUGAGCACCAGCCCCAUUGGGAUGCAGAGGCUGCUGGAGGCCUGUGUGGGGUUAAAGCUCCUGACACUGGAGUGGAAGGAUGGCAAAGAUCUUUAUGAAAACACAGACUUUACCAAUCUCUACCUGGUCAAAUCAAGCCCAAAGUCUCAGUAUUAUUCCAUGAAGUUCUCUUCUGAAGUUCUAUAUCCAUCAAUGCAAUAUUUGCCUGAUGCCGUGAGGACAGGAAAAAGUCAGAUUCCAUCAAUAUUUGGCUCUCUGUCAGACAAGACUUUUGAGGUCAUUUACAGAUCAAAGGAAGAGUUAGAAUCCUUCUCCAAUUUCAUGAAUGAGCUCUGGCCUGUGGUAGGAAGAGAAGUGCUUUCUGCCUUUGACCUGUCCCAGUUCCCACUCAUUUGCGAUCUGGGUGGAAACACUGGUGGCUUAGCUAAGGAAUUGAUUUCACUCUACUCAAAGUGUGCUGUGACCAUUUUUGACCUCCCUGAAGUAGUGGAAGCCUCCAAGAAGCAUUGUUUGUCUUCAGAAGAGUCCCGGAUCACUUUCCAUGCAGGUGAUUUUUUUAAAGAUCCAUUUCCUGAAGCGGACCUGUACAUUUUUGCCAGGAUUCUGCAUGACUGGUCAGACGAAAGAUGUUCGCAGCUGCUACAUAAAGUGUUCCAGGCCUGCAAACCUGGUGGUGGUGUCUUAAUAGUGGAAAUUCUUCUUGAUGAAGAUAGAAGAGGGCCUUUAGCAGCCCACAUCUACUCCUUGUUAAUGUUGCUCCUCACUGAAGGGAAAGAACGGUCAACAUCCGAGUUUAAUGUGCUCCUCUGCAAAGCUGGUUUCCAAGAAGUUGAGUUAAAGAAAGGAAACCUCUGUCGUGUUAUUCUAGGAAGAAAAUAAUGUUGCCCCUGGUUCCUUCCUGUUCAAUGUUUAAGACAAAAUUGCAGAAUCAAAGUCUUGAUUUGUUAAUUAUAGAUAUAUGCUAUUCUUUUUCCAUGUCUACAGAUUACAUAGCUGAUUCUUUUCUUAUCACAAAAUGGUUUCACCAUAACUAGGGACCCCUGACAAUGGCUGCAAAAAUCCUGAGAACCAAUUCUGCACAAUAAAGAGAUAAAUGAAACUCUUAUCGUAUGACAAAAAAUAAUCUCCUUAUAGAUCUUUAGUUCUUCCCAUCCUUACAUACAAAGGCAAUCUUCUUAUACACAUUAAACCAGUGAUUCCAAACCUUUUUUUGGCCAUGCCUACCUAAGCAUCUCUAAACUCCUGAUCCCCUCCCCCCCCAUGACAUAUAAUUCUUACUUUACUCAAAAAGUGAACUCAUGCGGAAGAAGCCUAAAAGGCCAUUAACUUGGUUUAAACAAGGUUCAAAUUGCCCCCCUGUGGGGCGUGGGCCCCAUGUUGGGAACCACUGCAUUAAAUAACAGAGUACAAGUGAAAAUCUGAAGGGUCCAGAUCAGGACUCUAAUCCACACAUAUUGUUUUGCUAAUUCAAUAUUGACAGCUCUUCUAAAAAGCAAUUAAGCACCAGAAAUUCUGCAACAUACAGGAUGCAAUAGCUGUUCCACCACCGUUCUUGAUGAUUGGUAUGAUAUGUUUCUGCUGAUAUGUAGUACUUGGUUUUCACCAAAUGUGGCAUUAUGCAUUAUGGACAGGCAUCUACACUUUGGUCUCGUCUGUCCAAAGGAAAAUGGUCCAGGAGUUUGGUGAUUUAUUCAGACGUAACUUUGCAAAUCUAAGCCAUGCUACCGUGUUCUUUUUAGAGAGAAGAGAUUUUUUUCUGGCAACCGUUUCAAACAAACUAUACGUGUUCAAUCUUUUUCUAAUUGUAGAAAACUGUCAUGAGCUUUAACAUUUAACAUGCUAACUGAGGCCUGUAGAGUCUGAGAUGUAAUUCUUGGAUUUUUUGCAAUUUCUCUGAGAAUUGCACGAUCUGACCUUGGGAUGAAUUUGCUGGGACAUCUAGUCCUAGGAAGAUUGAUAACUGUUUUGAAUGUUUUCCACUUGUGAAUAAUCUUCCUCACUAUAGAACAAUGGACUUUAAAUUGUUUCAAAAUGGCUUUUUAAGCCUUCCCAGAUGAUGAGCAGCAACACUUUUCUAAGAGCAUUUCUGAUAGAUCUUUACCCUUCGGCAUUCUGUUAACAUAUAUAAUACCUUAAUGCUGGAAACCAGCAAACUCCUAAACUUUGGCUUUGAUAGAGGUAGUCACACUAUCUGAUGAUCAAUUAAUCAAGGGCACUUGAUUGGCAGCAUCUGGCUGCUACUUAGCUUCUUCAUGCCUAUGAAAGCAGUAAGGGUAUACUUAAUUUUUCAUGCAUGGCUUCUCCAUUUUGCCUUUUUUUUUGUAAAAUAAAUUAUGACAUGGUGUAAUAUGUCAUGUGUUGUUGUUCAUCUAAGGUUGCAUUUACCUACUUUUAAGAACUGCUAAGGGCCAGGUGUUUUUUACUACGUCGUGAUAUGUAAAAGCACGGAUCUCGAAGAGGGUGUAGUUUCUUUUUCAUAUGACUUCCUUUAGUAGCAAUAAUAAACAAAUCAGCAACAAACAGAUCCAUAAUUAUCUGAGUAUUUCUUUUUUUAUACUUUUCAUUAAAGCUUUUCAAUAAUAGAAUAGAAUAGAAUUUUUUAUUGGCCAAUUAUGAUUGGACACACAAGGAAUUUGUCUUGGUGCAUAUGCUCUCAGUGUACAUAAAAGAAAAGACACGUUUGUUAAGAAUCGUAAGUACAACACUUGAUGAUAGUCGUAGGGUACAAAUAAGCAAUCAGGAAACAAUAUCAAUAUAAACAAAUAAUUCCCUCAACACUGUCAAACUAUUUUUCUAAAUCUGCACUACUAUUAAUCUUCUCACCGUUCCCAUCACCCAUCUCCUUCCACUUAUGACUGUAACUUUGUUGCUUAUACUGAUAUUGUUUUCUGAUUGCUUAUUUGUAGCCUAUGGCUAUCAUUAGGUUUUGUAUCAUUAAGUGUUAAAUUUGUACCCUGUGACUAUCAUUAAGUGUUGUAACUGUUGUACCUUGAGGAAGGUAUCUUUUCUUUUAUGUACAUUGAGAACAUAUGCACCAAGACAAAUUCCUUGUGUGUCCAAUCACACUAGGCCAAUAAAAAUUCUAUUCUAUUCUAUUCUAUUCUAUUCUAUUCUAUUCUAUUCUAUUCAUCAUAAGGAUACAAGCAACAAAGUUACAGUCAUAAGUGGAAGGAGAUGGGUGAUAGGAACGAUGAGAAGAUUAAUAGUAGUGCAGAUUUAGUAAAUAAUUUGACAGUGUUGAGGGAAUUAUUUGUUUAGCAGAGUGAUGGCAUUCAGGAAGAAACUGUUCUUGUAUCUAGUUGUUCUGGUGUGCAGUGCUCUGUAGCAUCGUUUUGAAGAAAAUGAUGCAAGAAAAGGAAAAAAGUUAAAGAAAAAUAGAAAAGAAAGAAAACAAUAUAAAGAAGUGGUUUCUAACAUUCUUCACAGAAGUUAAAUGGACAAAUAUAUUUUAACCUCUCCAUUUUAAAUGAUAUAUUACUCUCCUUUCUGUGUCUGUUUUCUAUCCUAUCUAAUCAUCAAAAAUUACAAAUUCAUUUUUUUUCACGCAAAAUGUUGGUAAGAGACUUCCAGUCAGCAAUAAAUGUAGAUAGUAUCUUUUGUCUGAUCAGAGAAGUUAAUUUAUUCAUUUCAGCAUAAUCUAUCAACUUCACCAACCUUUCCUUCAGAGUGGAUAGUGUUGAAAAUUUCCAUCUCGACAUACAGUAAACUCACUGCUGUGAUAAUAUACUGAAAUGAUAUUUCAUGGCUUUUAAUUAUCUGAAUAUGUCCAAUGCAAAAU